AUGGCGGACUCAACUCAAAUGUUCAGGGCUGGUGAAACUCAUGGCCACGCUCAGGCCAAGAGCGAGGAGUGUAUUCAAUCUGCUAAGGACACCGCAAGCACUGCUUGUGACAAGACAGAAAAUGCUGCUCAAUCCACCAGGGACUCUGCCCAGCAACAAGACUCCGGGUUUCUUCAACAGACUGGGGAGAAAAUAGCAGACAUGACCCAGGGUGCAGUGGACAGCGUGAAGAACACACUUGGAAUUGGUGACAACAGCAACGACAACAAUAACAAUAACAGCAGUUGA
Molecule: messenger RNA, 288 nt
Organism: Nelumbo nucifera (sacred lotus)
Lineage: Eukaryota; Viridiplantae; Streptophyta; Magnoliopsida; Proteales; Nelumbonaceae
Source: RefSeq, a predicted model, not a curated record